AUGCGAAAUCGACCACCGCCACAAGAACGACACAAAGCUCUUCUCAAAAUUGAACUCAGUUGGGGUGAGAGAGCCGAAGGAAAAAUGAGAGAUAAAGAAAAUCAAAGUAGUCAGGGAAAAAUACGAAAACACCGAAUACAAAAUUCUGCCACACUUGUGUUUAGUCUACUCCUUUCCCAAGCUCCGUUUACAUCAGCUGACAUCCUGAAGCAGCUCCAUGUUAUUACCCGACAUGGAUCUCGCCCACCUUUGAGCAAGGAUGCCAAUACUUUAUUGGAAAGCGGAGGUGAAACAUUGACGCCACUAGGACAGAAGCAGCUCUUCGACCUCGGAAAAUGGCUUCGGGAUCAGUACGCAGUUGGUGAUUUUAUGGAAAUAUAUGACCACAAGAUGGAUCGCCUGGAGUCCAGCAAUCUAGAUAGAACUUUAACUUCUGCAAAUUCCUUGAGCUUGGGUGUGUUUCCAAAAGAGGCAAGGCUCGGAGGAAAUGCUGAUCAGUUCUUUCAAAACCCCUUGCCCCACCCACCGGCUAUCCCAAUCUUUUCUCGUCAGGAUAAAAAUGAUAUAUAUCUUCGAGCAUACCACAACUGUCCGAGGUUUAACCAAAACUUAAAACGGCUCUACACAUCCGGAACAUGGAUAUCACUAGAGGAAAACAGUCAAACUUUGUUGCAGAAGCUAGCAGAGAAAUUGCCUACGUUAUUGGACGACAAUAUCACUUCUGUUGUGGCUUUAAAAGAUGUCUGGAAUUUUUAUGACCUCAUCCACGUCGCAAGGACAGAAUGCAACCCCGAUCCGACUUCAUAUGCUUGCCAAUCUGCAAUCGAAGACCCAAAUAUUCGAUCAGCCCUCUCAGAUGAUGAAUUCGCAGAGUUAGAAUCUGUGGUCCAUCAAACCGAACAAUUGAAAUUCGGCCUUGCAACAGCAGAAAGCUUGCUCGGUAGCAAUCUAUUGUGGGAGAUUCUCGAUCGAACAACGCAAUCUGGGCGAUUCUUUCUCUACUCCGCACACGCACCAACGAUACUUGGUCUUUUGAGCACUUUGAAGACGUGGGGUAUUGGUGAAUUGUUUGUAGACUACGGCAGUGCGAUUGUCGUGGAGGUAUAUGAGAGCUCAUCACAAGCUGUCUCCAUCCGAAUAGUCUACAAGGCAGCUUCCAACGCAACUUCCACCCCUGUCACUCUAUCGGAUAUCGACUGUAACGGAAACAAUCUUUUUGUGGGCCAAGAUACGUCAACGUGCCCCAUUGAGAAUGUUAUAAGCUGGGCAGAGAAAAACACCCUCAAAACAGUUGAAAACUGGUGCAAAGUCUGUGAAAACAUAUCCUCUGAUGUCUGCCUUAUGUCGGCCGCCGGUCCUUGGGCCUUGUUGGAAGAAGAGACGCAAGCGACGGAGCCAGAAGUGAUUCUCGGAACAUUCUUCGGAGGGUUUGCUGCUGGUUUGGUAUUUAUGUUCCUUUGUGUCACAUUUGCCAAUGCUUUCCGAGGAAAUGAUCAACGUGAGACAAUUGUGCCAUGCAAUGUAGGGCAUGAUGGACAGCCACCACAGGAAGAGCCAAAUACCAUACAGUUGGAUGAAGCGGACCAUGGCAGUGAUGAAAAGAGCCUCGCCAGCAUUACAUAG
Messenger RNA from Cylindrotheca closterium, 1623 nucleotides. NCBI's taxonomy places the organism in Eukaryota, Bacillariophyta, Bacillariophyceae, Bacillariales, Bacillariaceae. The record is from the annotation of a GenBank genome assembly.